UGGGGACUAUUGUUCGCAGUCUGUGACUCCAGGAGGGGAGAGUGGGCGAAACUUUGCUUGGCCCGGAGAAAGGAGGACUCGAACCGCCGGCUGCCCAGCUGCAGGCAGGAUACUGAAGCGCUGAAUGGAGCCGCGAUGUGACCUACAUUUCCCAAGGAAGCAAGGCGCCCCCAGCCCCCGGAGCUUUCUCGGCGCCUGCCCCAUGAAAUGAUGCAAGUGAAGCCUCUUCUGCCCCGGCAGGUGCCUCCUUAGCCAGGCUUCUCGCCCUGCCGCAUCACCUCACGCCAUUCGCCGGGGACGGCAGGACAUGGCCGGCGCGGCACCGUGGGCCCGCUGGGGAGAGGUGGACCUUGGCCAUGGCUCUGGGCAACGGCAGCGCUGGGAGGAGGAGGAGGUGGAGCAGGGGUCUGAGGGAUACAUGGAGGAGAAGGGAGUUGCUGGACUGGAUGAGAACGGACUGGUGGGUGGCGCUGGCCAGUGGGGUGAGUCCCCGGCCCAGGAGCCCGCAGAACUGGAGUUCCUGGGAAACGUCAGGCUUCUGAAGGGGCCACCUUCCCCCGAGGGGCUCUUGGCCCAGAGUGACAGGAGCUUCGACCUUCGUGAACUGCAGGAGUUUGAGUGGAGCAGUGUCCAAGGGGACAAUGCCAGGAGCCCACCCGCUGAUGAUGGCGAGGAGCUAGAGCAUGAUGGGACACAGGAGGACCUAACCUCCCCAGCCCACUGGCACCCACAGAGAGACAGGCAGCUAGACAUGACUGAAGAGGAUGAGGACCGAGCCAGCUCAGGGGACGUGGAGAGACAGGAGGAGGACUGGGAGGCAGGGAGUGAAGGGGAGGGCUACCCGGAGCUCUCUUUCGAGGGCCAGUAUGGCUCAGAGUACAGCGCUAGCCCCGAUGCUCUGCGGGACGCCCAGGCUCUGUACAGGGACUAUGGCAAAUCCUUCAGCUUCACCACGGAUGGCGGAGAGGAGCUUUCGGGACACUCAGACGUCAGCCCGCCCCCCUCCAGCACCCUGCCGGAGUGCUCCCCCAAGCCAAGCCAGAGAACCGGAGCUGAUGUCUUUGAAAGCCAGAGCCGGCUCGGAGAGAGCCCGGAGUUCCCCACAGAAAUGGAGUUCUCGUCGCCCUCAGGCGGGCAGCUGGACAGCCCCAAUCUGAGCCCGCUGGCCGAUUCCCCCCACUGGAGCCUGAGCCGGAGCCUCCUGCACCACCUGUCUGUGGAAGACCUUCAGAAUGCCCCAAGCAUCGACGCAGAGACCUUCCCAGACCCCUCCUAUACUGAGAGCGUGGAGGACCCGCCCCGAAUAGUCUCCAAGGCUACCUCUGCUGAUGGAGCGAGGGCAUCCCGCCACCGCCCUGUGCCUCCGUCUCAGCCUUCGGAGAGCUCAAGGCUCCAGGCAACAAAGACUCCCCCUUCCCUACGGCAGGCUGGCAGCCAGCAGCAGGACAGGGCUCGGAAGCUGAAGAAGGCCAUUUCCCCAGCACUCCCUUCCAAGUUUAGCAGGCAGUCCAGGUCCCUGAGCCCCCAGGGGAACGCCGGGGAGCAGGCAGAACGGUCUGGCUCGCCCAAGUCAGGCCCCGUCAGGCCAUCCCUGGCUGCAGCCGAUGCCUCGCGAUACGGGCGAGGCCAGCUCAACUACCCGCUGCCGGAUUUGUCCAAGGUGGAGCCGCGGGUGAAGUUCCCAAAGGACGAUCAGAGCUACCGCCCUCCGCGGGGCAGGACUCUGCCCAUGAGGGCCAGGGGCUCAGCGAGCCCCGUGGUCUUCAAGUCUCCUGCGGAGAUCGUCCGGGAGGUGUUGCUGAGCAGCACGGAGGGAUCCCCGCAAAAAUACCCUUCCCCUUCCACCACCAUGGUGCCCGAGGAGUUCAGGUCCCCGCAGCAAGCCACUGAGCUGGUGAAGCAGCUGCAGGAGGACUACCACAAACUGCUGACCAAGUACGCUGAGGCUGAGAACACCAUUGACCGCCUACGGCUGAGAGCAAAGGUGAGCUUGUACGCCGACCCGCCAAAGCCCAGCCACAGCGUUCACAUGGGGACCGUGGCCCAUGGCUCCAAGGUCAUGGCUUUCAGCAUCCCACAGACCCGGACAGCAGAGUUCAGCACCAACCCAGCUCCAGCCCUGCCAGCAGGUCUGGAUGAAGGGCCAUCGUCAGCACCAGGAGACCAGGCUCCAUCCUUUCCAGCUCAUUCUGCACUCACCGGCUUGGCUGGGGUUGACACCUGCACCUCUACGGAGAGACCGUUUCCGGAGGAUCCCCUGACACAGACUUUGGCGGGUCAGGCAAGGAAAUUUGGGAUGCAGGUGGAAUCCUUCGAGGGAUUGAUCCAAAUGGGAAGACUGACCCCGCAGGACCAGCUCUCGGGAUUUGCGAGGCUGAAGAACGCGCAGGAUGCUCUGGAGCGAGCGUAUCUGCAGGCCCGGGAAGAGUACCGCCUGGAGCAACAGCGCCCAGGUGCAGCGGGGCCCCUUGGGGACUUCGAUUCAGACAGAGCGGUGGAAGGGGAGAUAUUCCGCCUGGGAAUGCGCUUGGAGGAGCUGAAGGAUGGGAUUGACCGAGCGCAGCAGAUCCUGCCCUCCCCGAGGAGUUGCUCUGCGCCAGCCUUGCCUCCCAGCUGUUUGCCAACCCUGGUCUCAGAGCCGCCACUCUCCUCCCCAAGGCCGUCAGUUCAAGCCCCCAUCCCAGCCCUCCGCACUCCCUACCCUGAGGCCCCUGUUCCAAAGCAUGCCCGCGCUCAAAUGCAAGUGGACGCAGAGGUGAGUUCUGCGAGUGGCGAGACGGAGGAGGAGAGAGAAGAGCUUCCCGAGCCCCUUCGGCACAAGCAGCUUCAAGUGGAGAAGGACUUCGAUAACCUGCUGGGCCAGUACAAUAGCUUCAAGUCCUUGCCUGAAUCUCUGAGCAUGGAACAGCUGGGCCUGGAGGAGAACGGCUCCCCACAGGAAGUGGAUGGCCCUGCUGCAGAGGAUGCUGGGACAGCUGAGAGCUCUCUCGGGAUGCUGUCAUUAAAGGAAGAGAGGACGCAUGUGACCACUCAGCCGCAGCCCCUGGAGAGGAAGUCGCACGCCCUGCAGCCAGGGGAACACCGGCAGCUGGUCAGGAAGAGCAGUCGCUUGUCCUCUGUCCAGGGCGAGGAGUCCCUCCCUCGGAACAUGGCUAUUAAAGCCAGGCCCCAGGAUGCAAUCCCCAAGCCCUCCUUCGGGGGGCAGCAGGAGACACUAUCCCGCCAGAGCAGCAUGGCCAGCGUGGUGGGCAGCACCAUUUCUGAGCACCUUCCGCAGAAGCCUUUCCGUCAGGCAAAAUCCUCACGGUCCGAGGAUCAACGCAUUGUGUCUCCAGAGACAGACAGCGGGUUUGUGGGGUCAGAGGCCAGCAGGGUGUCCCCGCUGACGCGCACCCCGGAGCAUCGCCCCUCUCACACUGCGACCCCCGGCCUGCUGGGAAGAUCCUGCCCCACAUCCAGCCCUGCUGCCCUUCGCACUUCCCUGGGCAAAGUGGCAGACCCCCUGCCAUCGGAAAAGGAACUGCUGGGCAUGUACACAUCCGCCAGCCAGGCCCCCCCCCGAGGCGGCACCCGGAGACACAGCCUGCCCCGUGGCAGCCCCUCCCAAACCAGCUCCCCUCCCCAGUGGGCAAACAGCAUCACCAGCGAGGUGGUACCAGACGCAGACAUCACUCACACGGACUCCGAGGCAGAGCGGGACAGCAGGGACAGCCCUUCUGAUCACCAUCCCAGCGAAACUAGAUGCCCACGCAGCUCCACCACCAGAUCGCCUUCCCCAGUCCGGGCUCACCACGGCCUCCUGGGCUCCCGCGUGGAACGAGACCAGGCCAUCCGGGCUCUGCAGGACGAGGUCUCGCGGCUUCGGAAGCAGCUGGAGGAGAGUUUGCACCGAUCCCGCAGCUACCCAGAGGGAAAGUCAUCCCCACGCACCACUAGGAGCAGGAGGCAGCCCGAGUGGAACGGCCCCUCAGUCCGGAACGCAGCCACCUUUGGCGAGUCCACAGAGAGGAGCCCAGGCAAGUUUGGGGAGCCAGCUCCAGUGAUCAAGCCAGCGAGGCGGGUGAGGUCGGCAUCGCUCCCUCGGGAUGGGCCUGAACUGGACCUCACUUCAGAUUCAGACUGCCCACCGCCGCGGGCUCGAGAUGGGAAGCCCAGGACAAACGUCUCCUCCAGGCAGAGCCCUGCGAGGACGCUGACAUUCAAGGGCCAUUACACAGGGACGCGCUAUCACUUAUCUGCCCCCGUGUCCCCAGAACGGAGGGAAGACAUGAGCCCCACUUCCUGCCUCCAUUGCCAAGGGACCAGGACACAAGCUGGCAAUGCAUCAACGAGGGACACCGUGAGACCCACUCAGCAUAGCACUCCAAGGCAGACGCACUGUCCAAUCUGCAGCGGGACCAGGAGCACCCCAGUUUCUAAAACCAGGGACAAAGCAGCACAUGCAACCGGCCGCAGCACAGAGAGUGCCUCAUCUCAAGGCUCCGGCCGCAGUCGCAAACCCGAGAAGCCGCAGCAGCAGCGUGGCCUGUGGUACCUGGCGGCCCCACCCCCUGGCACAGCUGUCAACUACAUCCCAACAGUGCCCCUGCUGCCUUACUCGCCCUCUGUACUCUACUGUUCUCCACCAGCACCUACCUCAGUCCCCGGCUCAGCUGGCCUGGCUGCCCAUUACUCCAGUGAGUACAGAGUGGCAGAGCUGAAGCCCUGGGCCGCCCGGCAGCAAACCCAUGGUCGCCACCACUCCCUGAUGCUUGACUUUGACGACCUGGAGGACCUCAACUGGUCCCUGAGCCAGGCCGUGGAAGCCGCCAAGAGCAUGACAUUCACCACCAAGCAAAUGAACAGGUCGCUGACCUCUGAACUGAGCAAGGCAAGGCGCCUGAGGGGAUCCUGCCUCUUCUGACAGAACCUGGAGUCGGCGUCCUCUGUGGCCUGGCGAGGACAGUUUGAGCUGGCAGGCUGAGCCUCUCCAAACAUCUGGAGAUAAGCCCCUAGCAUACAUCUGGGGAACUGAUUUGCCAAAGAAUGCCUAGGCUGUCCCUCAGCUUCCCACUCCUUCCAGUAGGGCUGGAGAGCCGUCCUCCGGGGCCUGCGGAGCCUGUGACAUACUGGAGUCUCCACGCGGGAUCCGCAGAGGAAGCUAAGCCUGCAGAGUCCUCUCUCCACCCUUCUCCAGAACCACCUCAGCCUGCAUGUUACAGUUGCCUUCAGCCUCAAGCCUCUCUGCUCAGCGGGACCGGAGCUGCCGUUGCACUGGGGCAUCUCACCUGCCCCUCUCCGCUUGGCCAGUAGCUUUCGGUUGUUGGUGGUUUUCUUAAAGGAUCAAAUGUUAAGAUGAAGGAAGACAGUGAAAACCUCGAGACACGUGGCUGGGCAGAGAGCUGCCCUGGCCUCCCGGGGGCCUGAGACCUGCACUUUAGAAUCCCCCUGGCCUUGUCCCUAGAGAACACCCUACUUUUAAGUAUCGUUUUAACUCCCCUUCCCCUUCUCUCUAUUGGCCAGCUUGGAGAUGGACACCAGCCAAUGGCUUACCAUCGCACUGUGAGAUCCCACCCCUAGCCCCUUGCAGAAAUUCCCACUUGGUCCUUACCCCACCUUGCGUUGCUAAAUCAAUCCAUUUCCAUGUGGAUCUGUCCCAGUACACCACGUCAGAGGGCUACCGAGGCACAGCCCAGCUGAGACAAGCUCUGUUUACAAGCUGAGCCUUUUCACGCGUCGCUCUUGUUUUGUGUAGGCCCUAUCAGAAUAAGGCUUCCCUUGCAGCAAAGGUUACCUCAGAGUGCUUGUGACGGACAGGAUACAUAUCUCUCUUUUUCUAUGUUCAUCUCAAAGGUGAAUGGAGGAGGAUCAGAUGUUUAUGUGGAAGUUUAUUGUUUUUCUACCUGGUUGCUCCUGGCUGUUGUUGGAAAAAAUGAAGGACAUUCCCAUCAGGGCAAGCCCUAGGCACCAUCUUCACCAGACCAAGGGUUCAUCCCGCCCUGUCUGACCGGCUCCAAAGCUGCAAUCGCAUGUCUAUUAACUCUUCGAGUGCCUUAGGAGGUGCAGUCCACAGCCCGGGAGGGAUCAGUCUUUGGGCAGCAGCAGGCAAAGGGUUAAAGAAAAAUUGUCCAGAUAAGACGUGCCCAUCCCAGCAGUUUAGAUGAUUGGAGCGGAAACAAUUUUUAGCCACUUCUUUGGUAAUUUUCACCAUAUCUGCUGUUUCUGGCUUUGCUGUGGGGGAAAGGAAGCACAAACGGUCAGUUUCAUUUUCUGUUUCUAAGGCCUGAUCCUGAGAGGCAUUGAGCACUCUUGCUUCUCCUUGAAUUUGGGAGAAGUCACAGGAGCUCAGCACCUCUUGAAGGUCAGCCGCGCGAUUAGAUCCCCGCACUGAUUCUCCCGGGCUAGCCCAGUGCUGGAGCUGGCCAAUGCUGCGUCACUUUUUGGUUUAACCUUGCUUUCAUUGGCACUUAUUUUGAACUCUCACAACCAUUUCUGUGGAGAUGAAGACCCAAACCUGCAAUCAGAUCCACUAGGGUGCCAUCCCCUUCUCUCCCCCCCCCCCCCCCCCAUUGACGAGAGCUGAUAGAAAAAUAUGUAAGUGUCACGCAAGUGUUCAUUUUCUGUACAUUUUUUAGUGAAAAAUGUCAACGUUUUCCCACUUUCCACUGGAAAAAAUCUACAGCCAGAAAUAUUUCAGUUUUUGGUUCUUCCCCCUUUCUUUCUCCUUCUUUCUCUGCUGCCACUGAAAAGACAAAGGAGGAAGGAAAAAAGAAAGUAAGCGCUAGAGGGAUCAAUAAUUGAAAAAUUUAAAGCAAAAAAAAAUAAAAAUCCUGUUCCAAAGUUGGAAAAUUACAACCACCACCCCAACCACACAUCUGCGAAAAUGUUCAGGGUUUUUCUGGGGAGGAAGGUGAUUUUUUCAUUGGAAUAAAAAUUCUGAUGGAAAAAUUUCAGCCACGCUAUUGACAUCAGUAAGGUUUUUGCAUGUGUGUAGGAGUCUCUCUUUCUAUCCACCUGUCUGUCCAUCCAUUCCCAUAAUAACCAUCUCUCUAUCUACCUAUCUGUCUAUCUAGGAUCUGAUUUCAGGAUUGUCAUCUAGGUUUGUAAAUCCCCCCUUAAAAAAAAAAAAAAGUUUUAGCCAAAAUUGGACACUGUCCCUUUAAAACCACAGAUCUUUCUGCCAACUUAGAUUUCGGGUUUGGCUUAUAUCAAGCUGUUUGAUCCCCUUAAAGACGCGCCUGUUUGCAUGUUAAUAUUUUUAAUGGAACAUUUCUCAUUGUGGUAGCUGGUGAGUGGCUAAAUCACUCUCUCUUCAGGUUUUGGUUGUGUGUGUCUCUGUGUGUGUACGUGUGUGUAUAUAUAUUCAACAUAAUCCUUAGGGCAUUUCACUUUUUACAUGUAAUUUAUUGGUUUUUUAAAAACUGUUCUUACUGUGUGUGUGCUUUUAAAUCUGUGAGGGGUGGUGAGCAAAUUCCGCUCCAGCCUAUAAUGGUCCUUGUCUGUGCAAAUGGUGCAUGUUUGCAUUGGGGCUGGGGCCAGAGGGUCACCAACCAAUCAAGCCUCCUUGGAAAAGGUAGGAACAGGCUCCCUCUACAAUGCAGUAGCAGCCAGUUGCUGGUCUGAUAAUAGGACUUGAUCAGGACUUUGCAGAAGGAGAAUAUAGCACAGGUACUGUUGAGACUGUAUCCUGUUGCAUGUUAGCAUGGAUCAAAGCACGUGCUUGGACAUAGGAGGAAAUCUCUGAAUGAAGGUACAUCCCGACAUUGCUCCCUGUGGUACGUCAUGCCGUCGAAAUUUAAAAUGCAGUAGAUUUAACUCUCAAAAGCUGUCCUAGCAGGGCCUUUCCCUUAUUCCAGCUUGGGUGGCUGUUUCGUGAACAGGUCAUUCAAACUCUUCCAGCAAAAGUGGUACUUACUCUAGUUUCCAAAUCAGCAACGUAGGGAGAGUUUGACCAUCCCUUUAAACACUGAACUGUCUGACGCUCAAGUGCCAUCUAAACCCCACGAGGGGAUGGAGCCUGGGCGUGGGAGUUAAGGUUGCUUGGGGCUUGUCCACACACAGACGUUGCACUGGUUUAACACCACAGAAUCAUAGAAGAUUAGGGUUGGAAGAGACCUCAGGAGGUCAUUUAGUCCAACCCCCUGCUCAAAGCAAGACCAACACCCACUAAAUCAUUCCAGCCAGGGCUUUGUCAAGCCAGGCCUUAAAAACCUCUAAGGAUGGAGAUUCCACCACCUCCCUAGGUGACCCAUUCCAGGGCUUCACCACCCUCCUAGUGAAAUAAUGUUUCCUAAUAUCCAACCUAAACCUCCCCCACUGCAACUUGAGGCCAUUGCUCCUUCUGUCAUCUUCCACCACCGAGAACAGCCGAGCUCCAUCCUCUUUGGAACCCCCUUUAGAUAAAACUAAAUCGCUAUGUGGACACUCAUUGAUUUUAAACCAGGCUUGCAUUGGUAAAUUUAGAAGUGCAAGGUAAAUCAUGAUAAGCUGGAACCCAAUUAGAAGAGGGUGUAUGUACGUGCACACUCUUGCCUUGGUUUAAAGUCACACCUUUAGUCAAACCCAGGCAGGCUUAUGUGCAGACAAGAUUUUCAACAGUGACUAGUGAUUUUUGGUGCCCAACCCUACACCCUUUAAAGAUGGCUGAAUUUCAGAGGGCAGGUUAUCAGCACCUCCAAAAAUCAGCCCCCUUUCAGAUGGCUCAAGCUGGACAUCCCAAACUUAAGGCUCUCCUAAGCUCGAGUUACUUUUCAAAAUCUUGACCUAGGCCUUAGACUAUGUGCUACAGCGUAUGGAAAAAGUCACCAUUUUGGCCUCUGUGAGAGAUAAUAACCUCGUCUUUCCACAUCUCCGCUCAGGGUCUGUACCACGCUCCAUGACACACGUUUCGCCUGGCACAAAUGUAACUGUGCACACAAGCCAUCUAUCAUCAGGCCAUAUCUCAAAAUCCCUGCUGAAGACCAAACUCCCAUUGACUACAAUCAGAACAUUCUUGGGGGUAGGGUGACCAGAUGUCCUGAUUUUAUAGGGACAGUCCCGAUAUUUGGGGCUUUAUCUUAUGUAGAAGCCUAUUAUGCCCCACACCCUGUCCCAAUUUUUCACACUUGCUGUCUGGUCACCCUACUUCAGGGGAAGGGUUAGUCUCCGAAAAAUCAUGAAGUAAAGGGUUUUGGGAAUUGAUCCUGAACGUGUGGCUUUGUUUAUAUGUAGGACCUACCCCAAGUGCCCCGUUUUAAAAAUUAUUUAUUGCUUUUUUUUUUUUAGUAGUAUUAUAAUCCAGUUGUGGCUGUUUUUAAUGCACAAGGCAAGUUAGCAGGUCUCACUCUUUUUAGGGACCUCUCAGAGGCACUGAAAUUAUGUCCCAUCACAGACAGAGUCCUGGAACAAGGGGAAGUUGUGGUCGAUCCAUAAAGCUUCAGAGCUUGCAUAGUGAAACUCAUCUCAAACAACCGCUGACAAAAAAUGGAGUAGCUUAACAGAGCUGGUCUGAACUGAACUCUGGGGGAUAUUUGGGGGGCAGUUUCUUAAAAUGUGUGUUUGUGUGAGAACCUCUGUCCAUGUAGACAACGGAACCCACUGACAACAGCCUCGGCUAUAUAGUGAGGGACAAAGAGAGGCCCCGUUUCUGUGCAGCGCCCUGAGCAAUUCUCGUUGAAAUGUGAAAGCUUUGCUUAGAGUGAAGUAAUUCUGUGUGAGGGUUUUUUUAAAAAAAAAGAUUGCUAGAAGAGGCUUCCAUUUGGCAGACCAAAUUCAGGCCUGAUUUUGAAGGAUGCAAUGCCAUUGACUUAUAGAGGAAUUGCACACACAGCUUUGAAUUUUGCACAUGUCCUUGUUUUCUUAUCGCAAAGCUGGUUGUACUGUGGCCAAGAGCCCCCAAGCUCUUGAAACCAGGACACUGUGGUUAAUGCAUCCUCGCUGGGAGAACACAAGACAUCCGGGUGUGUGUAUUUAAUUCUAGGAACUGCAAGAACAAGAAGUGACGGUUACGUUUUCAGCAUCUCCUGGUUUUGUAAUGAACUAGCAGAGCCAUUUGACAGUAUUUUGUAAUGAGAUAAUUGCCUAUUUUUUAAUGAAAUAAAUUUGUUUGUUUUUCAAA
Caretta caretta (loggerhead turtle) is the source of this 10075-nucleotide messenger RNA. RefSeq names its product AT-hook transcription factor (gene AKNA). The record is from RefSeq and is a predicted model, not a curated record. Gene Ontology annotation, cellular component: centrosome. Lineage: Eukaryota; Metazoa; Chordata; Testudines; Cheloniidae. Gene Ontology annotation, biological process: epithelial to mesenchymal transition; neuroblast delamination; neuroblast division in subventricular zone.